Molecule: messenger RNA, 573 nt
Organism: Sphenostylis stenocarpa
Lineage: Eukaryota; Viridiplantae; Streptophyta; Magnoliopsida; Fabales; Fabaceae
Source: the annotation of a GenBank genome assembly
AUGAACUCCUGUUACUUCUUACGUUUCCAUUUAUCAUGUUUUCUUCUCUUGGCUUCCGCCGCAUGUUGUUUUUCACACUCUUCUCUCAUUGGCGUACACCCCCUAGAUGAGGAAUAUUACAGCUCUGAGGUGAUCAAGUGCAAGGAUGGAUCAAAAUCAUUCUCCAGAGACCGUCUCAAUGACAAUUUCUGUGACUGCCCUGAUGGCACAGAUGAGCCUGGGACUUCAGCUUGCCCUGCCGCAAAGUUUUAUUGCAGAAACCUUGGUAGCAAGCCACUGUUUAUAGUUUCUUCUCAUGUUAAUGAUCAUUUUUGUGAUUGUUGUGAUGGGAGUGAUGAACAUGAUGGAAUCAUUUGUUGCCCCAACACGUGUGUCAUGGGUGGGAAUGCAGAGUCCACAAUUAGCCAUUGCAAGCCAAAAGCAAGUAAAAAAGGAGUGAAGUGGGAGGAAUCAGUUCAUAACCUUACUGGUUUGAAGUUGCUGUUUGUUCUACAAGUGGUUGUGGUUAUUUUUCUGGUAUUUCUCUGGAGAUUCCGAUGCUGCACCAGAUCUAGAAGGAGACUUUACCAUUGA